Dentiscutata erythropus is the source of this 234-nucleotide messenger RNA. The record is from the annotation of a GenBank genome assembly. Lineage: Eukaryota; Fungi; Glomeromycota; Glomeromycetes; Diversisporales; Gigasporaceae.
CUCAAUGAUUUAGAAAAAAGAGCUAGUCAUUUAGAAAAACUUAAUCUAUUUUAUAAAGAAUAUGUUUUUGGUACUUCAUUAUUAGAUUUUGUUAAAGUAGAUUCUCCUUGUAUUUAUAAAAUUGAUAGUGAUAUCUCUUUGAUUUUAAAUAAUAAUGAAAAUGACAAUAUUGAUGAAUUAAGUAAUGAACUUGUAUUACUGGAUUUGGAACUUUAUAUAAACGUUUACAAGUAG